GCCAAGAUUUUAGUUAAUUGUUGCGGCCCAUAUAGAUUUUAUGGGGAACCAGUUAUUAAAGCAUGCAUUGCUACUCAUACUCAUCAAAUUGAUGUCAGUGGUGAACCUCAGUACGUAGAAGGCAUACAGUUGAAAUAUGAUAAAGAAGCCAGAGAAGCUGGUAUCUACAUUGUAAGCACUUGUGGGUUUGACUCUAUCCCAUGCGAUCUUGGAGUAAUUUUUACUCAAGAAAAAUUUGGAGGUGAAGUUAAUACUAUUGAGGCAUAUAUGAGUUCAUGGACAACCACGAAAGUUGAUUCUGCCGUCAUACAUUACGGCACUUAUGAAUCAGCUAUUUACGGUGUCGCCCAUCAUAACGAGUUACGCGGAUUGCGCAAAAAGUUAUAUCCUGAAAAAUUGCCCUCAUUUCAGCCACAAUUGGAGAAAAGAAACUUGAUUCAUAAGUCCGAAGUUGGUUGGGCCACUAUAUUUCCAGGAGCUGAUCGGUCUGUGGUACAACGCACUCAAAGAUUUCUCUAUGAAAAAUAUAAACAAAGACCAGUACAAAUUCAGACAUAUGUUACAUUCAAAUCUCUGUUCGCUGUGUUAAUGACUAUUAUAUUUGCUGCUGUCUUUGCUUUACUUUCUCGAUUUGAAUGUGGCCGUAGUAUAUUGUUGAAGUAUCCUACAUUUUUCACUUGUGGAUAUGUAAGUCACGAAGGCCCAUCAAGAAAAGUACAGGAAAAUACCCACUUUAAAUUUACAUUUAUAGCAAAAGGUUGGACCGAGAAAUUGGCCGAACCUACUGAUAAUCAUAAGGACCCACCAAAUAAGGUGUUAACCGCACAAGUUAGCGGUGUUGAUCCAGGAUAUGGUGCAACAUGUACAAUGUUACUGCUUGCCGCGAUGAUGAUUCUCAAAGAAUCUGAUAAAAUACCAGAAAACGCCGGCGUUUUAACUCCUGGUAUUGCAUUUGGUAAAACAUCGUUAAUUGAAGAACUGAACAAAAAAGGUAUCAAGUUCGAGAUUCUUUCAUCUAAAGAAUCAUAAAAUCGUACUAAUUUCUGCGUGCACUCUUGUUUUGUGGCGAAAAUAGGAUCGGAAAGCAUAAGAUUUUCUAUUCAUAGAGUUUUUUAAACAUUAGUUUAAAGAGUAUGCAAAGUACAUAUUUUUUUAUCCUUUAAUAACUGAAUCGUAGACUGUAUCAAUCUUUUUUAUUGAAAUACUAAAUGAUCCCUCAAAGCAGUACUAUCUCAGUUUUAUGACAUUAUGAUGUUUCAAGUUUCGAAAAUCAACCACUAAUACUUUACUUAAUAUAAAUAUUCAAAGUAUGUGAUCUACUUGUGCUUAGGUACUGGGCUUUAUAUUUAUAAUUGCACAAAAUAUUUUUUUUUGUAAGCUUUUUACAAAUAUUCGUCCAAACGCAUAUUAUCUACGUUUUAAUAUUUAUAACUUGUUAAAGAUACGUUUUGUAUUGUUAACAAUAUAAGAAAUAAUAUUUUAUAAAUGUAUACUAUAAAUGUA
This is a messenger RNA of Nomia melanderi (Alkali bee), 1503 nucleotides long. The record is from RefSeq and is a predicted model, not a curated record. NCBI's taxonomy places the organism in Eukaryota, Metazoa, Arthropoda, Insecta, Hymenoptera, Halictidae.